Molecule: messenger RNA, 1332 nt
Organism: Lolium perenne
Lineage: Eukaryota; Viridiplantae; Streptophyta; Magnoliopsida; Poales; Poaceae
Source: RefSeq, a predicted model, not a curated record
AUGCCAUUUGCUCCAAUAUUAGGGGUUGAUAACUAUGGCAAAACAGUCGUGUUCGGAGUAGGACUGCUGGAGGAUGAGAGAGCAGACACUUUCAAGUGGCUGUUUGAGGAAUUCCUGUCUGCCAUGGACAACAAGCACCCAGAAACUAUAAUAACAGACCAAGACGUUGCAAUGAGGAUUGCAAUAUCUAAAGCAUUACCUUACACAAUAAGAGGGACUCUGAAGGAAGAACUAAGAGCGGUUAUAAGGAACUCAUUUACUCCAGAGGAAUUCGAAAAUAGCUGGCAUGAUCUACUGGAGCGUCAUAAUGCUUUGGGAGAGCCACACCUGGACAGGAUAUAUGACAUCAGAGCUCAGUGGGUCCUAGCAUAUUUCAAAGAGAGAUUCUUCCCAUUCACUUCAUCGACGGGGAGAAGUGAGAGCACAAACUCCUUAUUCAAACACUAUGUAAAAAGGAAGGACUCGAUUGCAACAUUCUUCAAGGAGUAUAUUAUAAUACAAGAAAAAAAACAGUCCGACCUAGAUCGCCUAAGAGAGAAAAGUGAGUUCAAGGAGUCUGUGAAUUGGGGAUUCAAUCCUCUUGAAAGGGAAGCAAUGAAAAUCUACACAGACCCAAUAUACGGCAAGUUUGCUGAAGAGCUAAGGAAGGGUACUGCUUACAACGUUGAAGUUGUGGAAGAGAAGAGGUUAUACAGAGUCAUUAGGGUGGCUAACUAUAGGAAUGCAGAGUUCCCCAGAUUAAUAUAUGUGGUUAGUGUUUCCUCUGAUGACGAUGUGUACAAAUGCUCGUGCUCAAAGAUGGCUCGCGAUGGAAUACAGUGCCGCCAUGUCAUGAGGGUGGCUAGUCAUAUUGGUUUGACUGAGCUUCCUGUCAGUUUCAUCAACCCUAGAUGGACUACUGCAGCUGGGAUAGAGGUAGCGCGAUUGACGGAGAGAAGAAGCAAUACAGCAUCACAGAAUACACACUUGGCUGUUAGACACGCAAUUGAAAUGAGCAAAAUAUCACACAUACUAUCUACUGUCUGCACGGAUGAUAGGUCAUACGACUUGUUUGCUGAAGGAGUUGCUGAGCUGAAGAAAGCUAUAUGCAAAGAUGCAAUGGAACGCCUCCAGACGAAAGAAAAAGUCACACGUAAGAGAAAAAAGGUUGAUGACCCAGUUCAACAAGAUACUGACAAUAUGCGUCAUGAAGAUAGAGAAGACAACAAUCAUGGACAUAACAAUGAACAGAUACACCAUGAGAAGAAAAAUUCAAGUGACAAAGAAAAAAUGAAGAUGAGCAUCGCCCUUAUAAGGAUCCACCACAGUCAGAAAAUCCAGGGUUCAACCUAG